AUGCCAAAGAUCCCCGAGUAUCAGGACUCCAAUCCUGAUGCUGUUCGCGCUCUUCUCGUCGAGGAAGCUCAGGACCUUACCGGUGAUCACACAACUACAAUUGUUAUCUCUGUUUCUACUAUUCGUGAACGCGUGAAGGAGAUUAUUGAUGCAAACGUUGUACUCCGAGAGCAGGGUACCCUCUCUCCUAAACCCUUUUCUCUUAUUGCUCAGAGCACUAAUAUACGAGAGACAUUUAAGAAACUGCGUGCGACAUACGCUGCCUUAUCCCACCAACAUUCAUAUGCUCGCUACAGCAAGUGGAUAGAUCUUCGCUUUAAGAAUAGAUCUGCUAGCGAGUUUAUACGCAAGUUCCAGAAAGCUCUUCGUAAUCUUACAACUUCUAAUGGCAAAUUAAACUCGGGAUAUAUACUAUGCCAGUUUAAGAGAGCUAUCUCUGAGAACCCCAAGUAUAGUGCUUUUCUCCAGAACCUAAGGGUCGAUGAGAGCGAUAUCAAUCUUAUAGACAAAGUCUACGCCGAGUUCCUCGAAGUAGAUAUCCAUAUUAGGUCCAUAAAUCCUUCAUACAAUGCAAACUCGACUACUAUUCAAACCUCAUCGUCGUCCCACAAUAACAAGAAGAAGGACACGAAGAAAGGAGGCAACAAUAAGCAAUCUAAUUCCAAUAACAACAAGGACAAAUCCUCGAAGAAGAAGACCGACUUCGUCAGAGAGGAGAACGUCAUCCUUUACAGGCAUCAUAGGACUCUUAGAAACCACUAUUCCAAUAAGUGUCCCUUACUGAAGAACUCGGCGAAUGCCACUACAAUUCAACAACCUCAGCAGCAACAAUCCCCUUUUCAGCAGGUUACAGUCCCUCAACCAGGCCAAAUCAUAGGUCAGGUUAACAACCAAGGCCGGAUCCUUUCUCUGCCGCAACAACAGCCUCGUCCAAGGGCUAAUACAGUCUUUGCGCCAGCAUCCUACCCCACCGCACCGCAGCAAGGCCCUCCCUCAGGGGAUCCCCUAGUACGGUAUAACAACCUCUUUACAAAUACGCUCUUUACCGGUAUCCAGGCAGAUGCCGUUCAUAGCUCUCAUAUUAUAUCGAAAGAAGGCCUCAUGGCCAACGACAACAACGAUGUUACACGCUAG
This is a messenger RNA of Penicillium expansum, 1134 nucleotides long. RefSeq lists its product as uncharacterized. The record is from RefSeq and is a predicted model, not a curated record. Bases 1 to 1134 code for a protein of 377 amino acids. Lineage: Eukaryota; Fungi; Ascomycota; Eurotiomycetes; Eurotiales; Aspergillaceae. The transcript has 2 exons.